CCUUCAAAAGAGGUGCUUAGCAGGAUGUCCAACAGCAGCUUAACCCAGCAGAAUCAGUCUAUGAUGAGGACAGUGCCGGACACCUCAGACAGGCUUCGCUCUAUUCUCAUAACCCUGUACAGCAUUGACCUAGCUGGGGGUACGCUUGGUGUCCUUGUGAUGGCUCACCAGUUGAUUCAAAGGAAAUCCCAAUCUGUGAUAAUUAUUAUCAUAAUCAACCUCCUAGUGCUUCACACCCUUCUGUUACUCAGCAUCCCCUUCCGCCUCAGCUAUUACAUUUCACAGGAAUGGAAAUUUGGGACAUUCACUUGCAAGCUAGUAAGUGCCAUCAUCUACCUCCAUAUGUACACCACCUUCACCUUUUAUGUUGCUAUCAUCGUAAUACGUCUCUUUCAACUUGAGUUCAACAAGUGCUACACUACAAUUUGGGUGACAACUGUCUGGAUGCUAGGCGCUCUGGUGAUUGCUCCUGUUUUUCUCUCUUACUAUGGCACCUCUAGAACAUACCCUUCCUCUCAAUGCUUUCAGUUCCAGCAAGAGAUGGAAGGGAUGCCCAUGGUGGUACUAAACUACUGCUUGAUCGGAGUUCUGCUGGCAGUUUGUGUUUUGCUCACUAUAAUCCAGUUAUACGUGAUGUGCAGACUGACUGUGAAAUACUGGCCUGACAUCAACUCCCAUGUGGAAUUCCGGGCUCAGGCAAAGAGUUUCUUCUUCACCUUGGUAACAAUAGUCUGUUUUACGCCUCAUCAUGUAUUCAGAGUAUACUAUAUUCAGAAUUUCCACCUGGAUAAAGACCAUAAACUUCUCCCAUACAAUGAAAUUUUUUUAGCUUUAACAACAAUGUGCUGCUUGGAUAUGUUGUGUUUCAUAGCAGGCAUAGCCUACUGAACUAAGAACUAUCAGGAAAUCCAACUAACUGUGCCAGUACUGGCUCUUGGCAGAAAAAAACUGCGUCAGGACUUUACUGAGCCAGGGAGACUGCGGAGUUUUAAGAUGCUAUAUAGGAUUGUGGUAGUUGCCAGCUUUUACAGGCUAGAAAGAUACACCUUUCAGAAGCUACUGUUUUUCAGCUUCUUCCUUGAAGGCAGAUGAACCUUACUUUGGACUUUGACCUAAAUGUCAUGCUGUGAAUCUUCAUUAAGAUUUUCCUCAGCUAUCUCUCUGUAACCACUGCACUACACCUAUCCAUCCUUCAUCUUUUUUUCCUCAGAACAUCUCAAUAACAAGACAUUGUGCCUGAUAGAUUGUCCACUGUGAAAAUCUAACAAUGUCUUUUGACAGCUGUGAUGCCAAAGGAAAGAGGAAAGACAUUUCUUUGCAGUAUUUUUCCACAAGGAAACAAGGACGCAAACUGUACUAAAAACCAUAUUUGAGGCAUGAAACAAGACAUGAAUUAAAAGUUCUAGUGGAGUAUUUUAGAAGAAGCUUCUUUUCUUCACCUCUAUGAAGUGUAUAUUAAACCAAAUGAAAGCAUUUAAGAUUCUAACAACUUCAUCUUUACUUGCUUCAUUUAAAAAAUACAAGCGGCCCCCUGAAUUGCAGUACUUACACCUCUAGAAUUAGCAAGAGCUGAACAGGUUGCAGGUUUAAAAAAAAACACAACCCACUGUUCUAUGUUAAUCUCCCACCAGGACUGAAUUGGUGGAGGUUAUUCCCUAAGUCUAUCACAGCUACUACAGUUCCCUGCCCAUAACUGGAGCUAGAAUUCAAGAUUGGGGGCUUCAGUACUCCGCUGAAGGAUCAGCUGCUCUCUGACAUGGGGAAAUAUUCCAUCAGACUUCAAAAAAUUUUUGAUCAGAAGAAGUCUUUCAUGUCUGGUCACUUUCAUUUGCAUGCUAUUUAUUAUCAGAUGCCAUAUUUUUCCAUUUAUAGGUGUAACAAAGCAAAACCAGAAUAAACUAACUGAACUGUGUUUAAUCGGUUCAACAUAUGUUCCUGCAUGUGUAUAUAAACUUUCCAUGGAGUGUAUAUUUUUCCCAUUAGAUGGAUUAUAUUCUUUGUGACUUUGAAAAGUGGAAUUAAACACUUGAGUCUUGCUCUUUCAGGAACUGCAU
Molecule: messenger RNA, 2054 nt
Organism: Tympanuchus pallidicinctus (lesser prairie-chicken)
Lineage: Eukaryota; Metazoa; Chordata; Aves; Galliformes; Phasianidae
Product: probable G-protein coupled receptor 141
Exons: 1
Biological process (GO): G protein-coupled receptor signaling pathway
Cellular component (GO): membrane
Molecular function (GO): G protein-coupled receptor activity; oxysterol binding
Source: RefSeq, a predicted model, not a curated record